AAGGGACGGAUAUAUUUAGACAGUUAUUACAAAGAUAUAGACCGCAAACCUCUCUGGACACAAUUAAGCCAAUAAUGCAAUCGAUACGGUCUUUCCUGAGGGGCCUGUGCCGCAGAAAGCCCCUGGAACCGGAGGGAGAGGUCUCCACUUUUCGUCGCUGUCUUACAACUUUAGAUCUAGUGGCUUUGGGAGUGGGCAGCACCUUGGGGGCCGGUGUUUACGUGCUCUCUGGAGAGGUGGCCCGGACCCUGGCUGGACCAAGUAUUAUCAUCUCCUUCUUCAUUGCUGCUUUAGCUUCUACCUUUGCUGGGCUCUGCUACGCUGAAUUUGGCGCAAGGGUUCCUAAGACCGGCUCUGCCUAUCUGUACAGCUACGUGACUGUAGGAGAGGUGUGGGCCUUCACCACGGGAUGGAAUUUACUACUGUCUUAUGUCAUCGGCACAUCAAGUGUGGCCAGGGCAUGGAGUGGCACAUUCGAUGAUCUUAUUGGAAAUGCGAUGGCUAAUUAUUUUAGCAAAUACGUAGCCAUGGACCUGCCUGGCCUGGCAGCCUACCCAGACUUCUUUGCAGCUGGUCUCAUAAUGAUUCUCUCUGGUCUUCUUGCAUAUGGCGUGAAAGAAUCAACCACGGUCAACAAGAUAUUUACAAGUGUUAAUAUACUGGUGUUGGUAUUUGUCAUCAUCGCUGGCUUCAUCAAGGGAAACCUACAGAACUGGUUUAUCACUGAAGACAUCAUCCUGAAUGCAACAGCAAUGCAUGAAAACCUAACAUCCACCGUCAAUGUCACCACUGAGUACGGAAUAGGUGGAUUUUUCCCAUUUGGAUUUGAAGGAACACUGACAGGAGCAGCCACAUGUUUCUAUGCAUUUGUUGGCUUUGACUGCAUUGCAACUACAGGUGAGGAGGUGAAGAACCCUCAGAAGUCUAUACCUGUGGGUAUCGUGGUGUCUCUGCUCAUCUGUUUCCUGGCGUACUUUGGCGUUUCGGCUGCUCUCACUUUGAUGAUGCCGUACUACCGACUCAGCGUUCAGAGUCCUUUGCCUGUGGCCUUUGCUUACAUUGGCUGGGCUGCUGCAAAGUACGUUGUGGCAGUCGGGUCCCUGUGCGCUCUGUCAACAAGUCUCUUGGGGUCCAUGUUCCCAAUGCCCCGUGUCCUGUUUGCCAUGGCCAGAGAUGGACUCAUGUUCAAAUCAUUGUAUAAAGUCAGCUUACGGCAGAGUCCAGUGGUGGCCACACUAUCCUCUGGCACUGUAGCAGCAAUAAUGGCUCUUUUAUUUGACCUGAAGGCAUUGGUUGAUAUGAUGUCGAUUGGAACGCUCUUCUCCUACACACUUGUGGCUAUUUGUAUUCUCAUACUAAGGUAUCAAGAGACUGCUUCAGAGGAAAGUGAUUUGCACACACCCACAACUUCGACGUUUGGGUUUUUGAAACCCCCUUCAUACCCUACCAAUGAAACUUCAAACACUGUUACAACAUGCACAGUUUUUCUUGUUGUGUUGGUGCUUAUUCUGUCACUGCUGAUGAGCAAAGCUAUCAGAUCUUUGUUGUUUCUGGAGAUCUGGAGUGUUGUGAGUGUAACUGUGAUCCUGAUCAUAAUGUUACUCACGGUCUUCAUUAUCUGGAGGCAACCCCAAAACCCAACCAAAGCCUCCUUCAUGGUACCGUUCUUGCCUUUACUCCCUGUGGUGAGUGUGUUCAUCAACAUUUACUUGAUGGUUCAACUGGGAGGAGACACAUGGAUUCGUUAUGCUGUGUGGAUGGCUGGGGGAUUCCUUAUCUACUUUGGAUAUGGAGUGAGGAACAGCAUCCAGAGGCAAAGGUUACUCAGCAGUCAGGUCACCAUUGAAACCAUUGAAACCAAAUCUGAUAAAGAAGGAUCCAAAUAAAUUGAUGACCUACAGAAAAAUCCUUUGCACCAGUCAUAUCUCUCAAGUAGAUGCCAGUUCAGCAAGAAGCUCUUUCUAG
Molecule: messenger RNA, 1965 nt
Organism: Sinocyclocheilus rhinocerous
Lineage: Eukaryota; Metazoa; Chordata; Actinopteri; Cypriniformes; Cyprinidae
Product: cationic amino acid transporter 2
Exons: 12
Coding region: 75-1886 (603 amino acids)
Biological process (GO): L-ornithine transmembrane transport; L-arginine import across plasma membrane
Cellular component (GO): plasma membrane
Molecular function (GO): L-arginine transmembrane transporter activity; L-ornithine transmembrane transporter activity; L-lysine transmembrane transporter activity
Source: RefSeq, a predicted model, not a curated record